AAGAACCGGGAGAAACACUACGGGGAGCAGAACCGGGAGGAAAAGAAACACCGGGAGCAGCCCCGGGAGGAAGAGGAGCCCCGGGAGCAGCCCCGGGAGGAAGAGGAGCCCCGGGAGGAGCCCCGGGAGCAGCCCCGGGAGGAAGAGGAGCCCCGGGAGCAGCCCCGGGAGGAAGAGGAGCCCCGGGAAGAGGAGCCCCGGGAGCAGCCCCGGGAGGAAGAGGAGCCCCGGGAGCAGCCCCGGGAG
Molecule: messenger RNA, 246 nt
Organism: Ficedula albicollis (Collared flycatcher)
Lineage: Eukaryota; Metazoa; Chordata; Aves; Passeriformes; Muscicapidae
Product: FK506-binding protein 4-like
Exons: 3
Source: RefSeq, a predicted model, not a curated record